This is a messenger RNA of Callithrix jacchus (white-tufted-ear marmoset), 1521 nucleotides long. It is a transcript of the gene RNASE13, whose product is annotated as ribonuclease A family member 13 (inactive). Lineage: Eukaryota; Metazoa; Chordata; Mammalia; Primates; Cebidae. Gene Ontology annotation, biological process: defense response to Gram-positive bacterium. Gene Ontology annotation, molecular function: nucleic acid binding. The record is from RefSeq and is a predicted model, not a curated record.
UUCAGGCUAUACUUUCAAAUCCAACCUGCCAAGUUUCAGGCUUCAGAGUCAGCAUACAGAGAUAUCCAGCAGUGCUCAGACUCUGACAGGGCCUGAGGUCCCAGGUGAGGGCUGUGGGUGUGACAGGAGUAAGGCUGAUGGGGGCUGUGGGGAGUCCACAUGGAGGUCUUUGAUUCUCAGCCCAGCACUUUGGUGGGAGGCCCCUGAGUACAUGCCCUGCUGGGCUCCCGUGAGUGGGAUGACAAAGUGGCGAACCCUCUGUUCUCUGAGGGUUAGGAAUAAGAAGAACUUUGUUCCUCAGAAACAUAAUAGUGCUUUCCUACUCACCUUACCAUUAGAGCAGAGCCUAUGGAACAGAGAAAACAUCAAAGGAAGCCCAGGCACUUAGGAACUUUUGGCAAGGAGGUUGGAACUAAGUGUUCUAAUGAUACCAUAGAGGAGGAGACCAGAUAGCAAUGCCUCUUUCUCCCACCCAUCCAACCACCUCAGCACAGGGUCCCAUCAAACUCAGCGGACACUCCCUCCUCCCAGACUGAUCUUUACCCAGAAACCUUUCUAGCCUCUCCUCAUCUCUUGGCUGUCUUGGACUCAGGCAAAAAGAAUACCUGUCCCCAACCAGCUGUCUUCAGCUCCCAUCCUUCCUCCCAGCUGCCAGAGAAUUAUCAGGUCAGCCUGCUCCUUCUUUCCUCUCUUCAUCUUUUACUAGCAGAGAUUCCAGGGACCCAGGGAUAACCAAGGUCUUUUACCCAAGGACCAGUUAGAGCUCUUACUCUGCAAAUGUUGCAGCUCACAGAUUCUGCAGAGGCUGAGAUUCUGUGGUGGACCAAGGGAGCAGGAAAGGCUGAAGGUGGCUGGUUGGCUGGGUGGACUUAGGCAAGCGUCUUCUCUUUCCGGGUCAUGAGGACUGGGUUAUGGGUGAGAUGAUAUGUGAAGUACCGUUGGGUUGGGAAUGCUGGAGGCUCUGGGAUGGGGCAGACAGCCACUCUAGGCCCACUGCUGCCUCCAGCCACCUUAACUCUACCAGCAGGAGGAAUGGCACCAGCUGUGACCCAGCUCCUUUUCCUCCAGCUUGUUCUUGGACAAGCUGUUCUAGCUUGUUUGACUCUGGUCACAGACAUCAAGAUGCAGUUUGGCAUCAGGAACUUCCGUAUCUUAAAUGUCAACUAUCCCAAGGUUAUCCACCCAGAUGGUUUCCAGGUCUAUUGUAAUGGUCUGAUGGCCUAUGUGCGGGACAAGAUGCAAACUUCACAUUGCCCAAAGAUCCAUUAUGUGAUGCAUGCCCCUUGGAAAGUCAUCCAGAAGGUCUGCAAGCAAAGUGAGAGCUUCUGUGAGAACUACAAUGAAUACUGCACACUCACCAAGGAUGCCUUCCCCAUCACAGUCUGCUCCCUGAGCCACUGACAGCCACCCAUCAGCUGCUACUACAAUAGCACUGAAACCAACCAAAGGGCCCACCUACUCUGCUCCCGCAAGUAUGAGGCUGAGCCAAUAGAUAUCAUUAGUCUCUAUUAGGGCAUUUAG